Blepharisma stoltei is the source of this 2853-nucleotide messenger RNA. Lineage: Eukaryota; Ciliophora; Heterotrichea; Heterotrichida; Blepharismidae. The record is from the annotation of a GenBank genome assembly.
AUGUCUAGAAGAAGUCAGCCCCGGCACCAGGCUCAAAAAUCAUUACCUAUCUGCACAUGUACAUAUCCAAAAACCAGUCAAUGAUUAGAAGGCCACUGCAGCCUCUGUCUUAAAAAAUUAAUCAGUUUUUCGACCCCAGAAAGCGAAUCUCAAUCCAGAACCCCUUCUCCUCACUUCAAAGACCUGUCUAUCCCUAUAGAUGAAGAGCUCCAAAGUAUCGUAAAAUUUAAUACACCGACCUCGGACAAUUUUUUCAGUUCAAAAUCCCACCAUAAGCGAUCUCACACAUCAAAAAACAAAGAAAAAGACGCAAAACCGAGCUAUCCACAAAGCCUUUAUGAUAUUAAAAAUUCAAAAUCGUCAAGCGUUUUAAUUCCAGAAAAAAAGCCGUUGCAUUAUCGUCCUGAUUCAAUUAAAGCAAGCUUAGAAAAUCUUUUGAAAAAUCAAAGGUCAAAGUCAAUAUUCUUGAUUAUCUUGAAUUUUAUAUAAAAUUGAUAGCGGGCUAGUCUUUUUUACUAAUUAUUAUAGAAAAUUUAUUAUACAAAAACAAUUAAUAAAGUAUAUAUGAGUUAAGCCAGCGUGAAGACCAAUAUUCGAAUUAUUAUACGUAUGCCACAAAUUCAGAUAACCAUAAAAGACCAAAACAUCAUGAAAAAGUGUAUAAAAUUUCACCUAAAAGGUCGCCAGUUCCAGAGCUAAGAAUUCCUUUUCAACUCUCAUAUCAAAGUGCAGUUGAUGAGUAUUUUAGUAAAGUUUCAAGCGCAAGAAAAGGAAAAUUAGUAUAAUAUAGAAAAUUAAUUUAUAUUAAAAUUUUGCUAUUUUAUUUAUUAUUUUAGCUGAAAUUUAAUUUAAUCAAUAUCGAUAUAUAUUUAUUUGCCUUGAAUUUAUGCAAACAUAUCAAAAAUCAGAUCUUUUAUAGCAUUAAAAAUAGAAAUUGCCUUUAUUUACCAUCAUUUAUAUAAUAAUUACCAGUAUAGAUUUCUCAAGCAAAGAUUUUUCCCUUGAAAUUUUAUUUCUCGGCCACAAAAACAGUGUGAAUUCUAUCGCAUUAGGAAAAAACAAACUAUGAAGCGCGGGACAAGACUACUUAAUUUCUAGCUGAAACUUACCUGACAAAACUAUAUCUGAUCCUUAUGCAAAUAUUUUACACAGCUGACGAGUCGGGUCCACUGUUUCCCCUUUAACUAACGAUGACCCCCCCUCAAUCUUCAUGUCUACUGCAACAAAAAUUUUUCGAAAAAAUCUUCAUGCCUACUGCAACACAACAUUUUUAUAAAAAAAAAAUUUAUGCAUUUUUCUCUAGGUGAGUUUCUCAAAAAAUCCAUAAAACAGCGCUGCUGUAGGCAUGCCAAUGACCUUCUCACCGAGAUUUGGACGGCUAUUGUCAUCGCUCGCCAUUUUAUUAAACUUAUCUAGCUAAAAAGUACGGGAAAGUUAAGAUGCGCAUCGAAAAUUUGUUGCAAGAGGGUUAGGAUUAGGAUUAUUGCAGAUAGGCGCUAGCCAUAUUGGUGACGCAGUCACCAAGACCUCACGUAUGGAAGGCUCAUCCGCUUUUCGACUCCAGCCCAGAGGGUCUAUCCCUCUUACAAGUGCCCUUCCGUUACCUUCUGUCUCCUCCUUUCCUUGCGGCUUCAGUCUUGAGUGGGAGGCUUAUGGAUUUCUGCGGCCCUGCUACGGGCGGUUGGAGUAGCUUGAUUCAAAGGAUCAGCUCCUUGGAGUCUAUCGGGUGUCAAAGUGCCUUCCUUCGACAGCUACAGGAAAAAGAUGCUCCCCUAUGGCGUGGGCCGAAACACCCAGUUUCUCUUUAGAGGAAUGCCCAUGGGUCCUCGGAUCCAAAGGACGUUGUUGAGAAUCUCCAUUUCCAACCACAGGAAAGCAGCAAAAACCUACCCGGAUACACACUUCUUGAGCCUGAGUCUGAUUCUCGGCUCGGAGUCGGUCCCAGCCUGCCGUAGCCAUAAGGGUCUGGACUGCUGCACCAAGAGGGCAGGUUGACACGUGUCGCCAUUUUAAUGUAUAUAAUUUGUUGCAAGAGACAUGAAAAUUAUUAUUUUUUUAUAUAAAAUUUUAUAUUAAAAAAUUGCAUUUUUGUUGCAAUAGACAUGAAGAGAUUGAGGGGGGGUCAUCGUUACAACUAAGGCUCACACGAGGAAAAUUAACUGUUUAGAAAUAAUUGGGAAUUCAUUUUUAAUUUCAGGUGGCAGUGACCAAAAAAUCAAAAUCUGGAACAUUGAAAGAGGGAUUUCUUUGGCUUCCUCUAUUAAAGCACAUGAUGGGAAUGUUAUUUGUCUUGCGGUUCCUUCUGCGAGGACUUUAUUAUCAGGUGGAAGUGAUGGGUAUAUAAAAGUGUGGGAUUUUGAAAAUCGAAAAUUAGCAAAAUGUUAUGAAGCGCAUGAUAAAAAUUUAACCUGCAUGUGUCUUCAUGAUUCUUCUACUUUUAUCACAGGCUCAAACGACACAACUUUAAAACUAUGAGACUUGAGAGCUUCAAGAUGCCUAUCAACUUUCACAGAGCACGAUGGAGAAAUUAAUUGUAUUAAAUUGAUUGAUAAACAUUCGUUUUUAACAGCUGCAGAAGAUAGGACUAUCAAGAAAUGGGAUAUAAGGACUUGUGGAGUGCUUGAAAAUUUAAAAGUUGACAGUGAAAUAAAAAGCAUCGAAAUAAUUAAAGGAAAAUUAGUAACUGGCGGCAAUGGCAUCAUUGUCUGGGACAAUGGAAAACAAAAUAUUACACAGUUUCAUAAUCAAGGUGUAAAACAAAUUAAAUAUGAUGAAUACAAUGACUGCUUAUUCAGUGCCAGCAGAGAUGGGAGCAUCGCAUGCAUGAAAGUUCUGUUUGGUGAAGAAUAUUAA